This is a messenger RNA of Vollenhovia emeryi, 1835 nucleotides long. RefSeq lists its product as uncharacterized. Bases 674 to 1549 code for a protein of 291 amino acids. NCBI's taxonomy places the organism in Eukaryota, Metazoa, Arthropoda, Insecta, Hymenoptera, Formicidae. The transcript has 3 exons. The record is from RefSeq and is a predicted model, not a curated record.
UUCUUAUUUAAGUCGAACUUAAAUGUAAGAAUUGACUAUGAACAAGCCUUAGUGUGCACUCAGUGUACACGAAUGUAAGUAACUAAACUUGCGAUUAACAAAAUUUCUUACAGGCAAACUUAGUGGGGAAGAAGCAAAAAAGAAAUUUAAAAAUUUUCAUGACGCCUACCGACGAAUAAUUCACGCAGAAAAUCACCCUAGUGGAUCGGCUAGACCUCCUCUUACAAAAAAAUGGCAUCAUUAUGACACCAUGGAGUUUUUGCGCGAUCUGUGUCUUGUCAAAAAGUAAAAAGGAUAUAUUUUGACUAUGUAUAUACGAUUUCGAACUGUUUUGUUUUUACUUGUAAUUUUUAUAUUUCUAGGGGAAGAGUUUUUAAUAUUGACGUUGAUGGUGACUGUUCAAGUAGUAUUGGCGAAUCAAUAAAUAGUAGUGAUGCAACUGGCGAUGUCAAUAAAUUCUCCAAAAUGUCGUAUGAAGAAAGGUAUCACGAGUGGACCUGUCAACUUGCCGCGAUGGUGCAAAAAUGAAGAGGAACGACGACGAAAUAAGUUAAUAGUAGCUGUUUGCAUCAGCGAAUGUACAUACAAAUAUAAGAAAAAAUAUUAAAAAAAGAGAUUUUGGAUUGAUCCAUUAUUUGAAGGACGACGUAAACAUGGGUUUUAUUAUGCAUCUAUGCCGAAACUAACACCAGAGAAGUUCCAAAAUUAUUAUCGUAUGACAGCUACGCAAUUUGAAGAAUUGUUGCACUUAGUGGCACCUGCAAUCAUUAAACAAACCGUCAUUAGGGAACCAUUACCUCCUGCAGAACGACUAUCCAUAACAUUAAGGUAUUUAUCAACUGGUGAUUCAAUGCAUUCAAUGUCGUGCCAUUAUCUCGCUGGAGUAUCGACAAUAAGCCACAUUAUAGGUGAAACAUGUAAUGCUAUAUGGAACUCUAUUUGCCAGGAAGUGCUCCCACCAUCAAAAAGUACAGAAGAGUGGCUACGUCUUGCUGAAGAAUUUGAAGGAAGAUGGAAUUUUAAUCAGUGCAUAGGAGCAAUUGACGGCAAACAUGUUACUAUUGAGUGUCCAUCUAAUGCAAGAUCGUCUUACUAUAACUAUAAAAAUAGUCAUAGUAUUGUGCUCCUUGGAAUCUGUGACGCACAAUAUAUGUUCACAUUCAUUGAUAUAGGAGCCUACGGUCGCUGUAGUGACGGGGGCGUUUUCAAAAAUUCAAAGAUGGGUCUAAAAUUUAAUUUAAAGGAAAUGAAUGUACCUACACCAGAACCUCUCAGUCCAGGUGGACCGCCUUUACCAUAUGUUCUGGUGGGUGAUGAAGCCUUUCAAUUGACGGAUUAUUUGCUCCGGCCUUAUCCAGGAAAAGGCGGUUUAAAUGACGAGCGAAAUAUUUAUAACUAUCGGUUGAGUCGAGCCAGAAGAACAAUUGAAAAUACGUUUGGUAUCUUAGUCAGCCAAUGGAGAAUUUUAAAGCGACCGAUCAAUUGUAGUAUGGAAAAAACAAUUUCAAUUGUUAAAGCCAUUGUAUGUCUCCAUAAUUGGAUUCGUUGAAGGGAUAUUGGAAAAAACGAAUAUGUUAUUCCAACACUAAUUGAUCAGGAGGAUUAUGAUGGCUUUGUCCCAGGCUCUUGGAGAGCUUGCAUAAAUAAUAGUGCAUUUAUGGACAUAACUCACUGCGGUUCUAAUAAUAGUUCUCGUCGAGCAAUGCAGAUUCGAGAAGAAUUUUGUAAAUAUUUUAAUAGUGAAGGCGCUAUACCAUGGCAAUUUAAUCAUUGUUAAAGCCAUUGUAUGUUCGUUAAAAAAAUAUACAAUUUAAUUUGAAAACGUGUGAUAAAAU